This is a messenger RNA of Onychostoma macrolepis, 2063 nucleotides long. Its product is annotated as 5-hydroxytryptamine receptor 3A-like. NCBI's taxonomy places the organism in Eukaryota, Metazoa, Chordata, Actinopteri, Cypriniformes, Cyprinidae. The coding region runs from base 1 to 1326 and encodes 441 amino acids. The transcript has 9 exons. Gene Ontology annotation, molecular function: neurotransmitter receptor activity; extracellular ligand-gated monoatomic ion channel activity; transmembrane signaling receptor activity. Gene Ontology annotation, cellular component: neuron projection; membrane; synapse. Gene Ontology annotation, biological process: regulation of membrane potential; monoatomic ion transmembrane transport; nervous system process. The record is from RefSeq and is a predicted model, not a curated record.
AUGAGUUAUUUUCCUUUCUGUGCUAUCUGUCUACUUUUUCUAGUAGAUUUAGUGUUCCCUAAACAAGUGUGCAGUAAGCAAGAUGUACUGGAACAUUUAAAUCUUACCAGAGACAAUGAAAAAUUCACAACUUGCCGUCCUGCACUGGACUGGACACACCCCACCGUUGUGUAUUUUGAUAUUUACCUCUACGGCAUCCUUUCUAUGAUUGAAAAGUCUCAAAUCUUUGUACCUCUUUUUUGGAUGUCCAUGAGUUGGAACAAUGAACGAAUCUCUUGGGAUCCUAAAGAUUUCUGUGGCAUUAAAAGUGUGAUUUUGCCAAAAGAGAUGCUUUGGAAACCAGACCUUUAUGUUCUUGAGACUGUGGAAAAGGAAGAUGGACCACUGAACCCAUAUUUGUAUAUUACCCAUGAUGGAAAUGUGAAGAUGGAGGAUGACCAUAAGAUUGUCAGCACCUGCACAAUGAAUGUACACAAAUUUCCUUUUGAUACCCAAACGUGUCACAUCACAGUCUCUUCAAUUAAUUACUCAGAUAAAGAAAUGAAGCUGGUUCCUGCCUCCAAUUCAUCAAAGGCGACACAGGUAGCUCGAGAAAGCAUAUUGACACAAGGAGAAUGGGAGUUCCUCAAUAUAUCCGUCUCGCUCCAGAAUGAGAACUAUGAGGGCCUAACAUACGACAGGAUAAAGUACACGAUUUCAGUCAGAAGGAUGCCCCUGAUGCAUUUCAUCAAUUUUCAGCUACCUAUAUUGUUUUUCCUCGUUUUGGACCUAGCUUCUUUUUUCAUACCAGAUAGAGGGGAAAAACUGUGCUUCAAAGUGACUGUGCUACUGGGGAUCUCUGUACUUCUGCUCAUCCUAAAUGACAUUCUGCCAUCCAAAUCUCACAGAUGUCCUCUGAUAGCUGUGUAUGUCGUUGUCAUCUUUUCUUUCAUGUUGCUGAGUCUUCUGGAGACAAUUUUGGUGAUAUACAUAAUAAAUAUGAACUCUGAACAAGAUGCUAAGGGGGUUCAGAGACCUGAAGAUCACAACUCUGACACAGAUAACCGGAAAAGAGACAGUAAUGGAGUUGAAGCUCCCCUUGAGUCUCUGAUGUUGAAGGAAAUAUACAGCAAGGAAAAAAUGGAUGACGUGCAGCUAUUGCAGCUGAUCCUAGAAGAGCUUCAGACUAUCAAGCAGACUCUUGUUCCCCGUACUUUAAAAGCCAAAACCGCUCAGAUUUACUGGUUAGGAAUGGCCAAACGUAUUAACAGGGUUUUCUAUGUGGUUUAUCUCAUCUCAGUUUCUCUCUUUCUUGUUUUUAUCUUUCGAGAGUGGAAAGUUGAGUAAUUUCAAGCUUUAAAAUUGUGAUGAAUGCUCAAAUUAUGGAUCAAUAUUACAUAUAUUGCAUUACAUAACAAUAUUAUGUACAUUUCUUCUCCCUGUUGAAAGCAUUGUAGAAGGAGCUGCAGCAUAUAUUUCAAUUGAUGUUCUGGUGCUUUUCUACAGAGAUUUCAAUAGAGGUGUAGAGAUGUCUACAAAUGUCUGUCUUGCCCACCCAAUCUGAAUUUAGAUAAAGAGUGCGUUAAACUUUUUGUGCAAUUAUUAAAAUCAGUCUGGGUGGACUGUAUUUUAAAAAGUUUUAAGAAGAGCUGAAGACAGCCCCACCCAAUCGUAAAAUAACACCAGAAAAUUGCAGUAUUUUUCUUUUAUUAGCAGAAAAGCAGUGGCUGACGGACUCUAUCUACAUUAAUAUGUAUCAUAGCCUACCAUUGGAAUUACCUGAACAGUUAAAUUAACUUUAAAACUCAGCUCAUUCAAUAACAUGCAUUUAUGGAGCAAGAACAUAAUAUAAGUGUUUAAAAUCCAUGUACACUUGCUGUUAAUACUGUUAAAUCGAAUGUAAGAAACAAAAUGCGAUCCAGUGAUACAAACUAUUUGACUUUCUUUGUUAAAUUUCACCAUUUCAUUUUGAAAGUAGGUCUGUCAUUUACAUAAUUCAUUUAAUUCAUAAUUGAAUGUGACGAGACAAUAGCAUUUUUCUUUUUUUCCAGAGUCAGCACCAGCCCAUUCGAACUGGGGGAAGU